AUGAUUAAAGCCAGAAAUGCUGGGCAUUUUGCAAUAAUCAGAAAAAAUAUAUUGUAUAUACUCGUAGAUGGCAAGCUAACAACUCCAAAGGAAAAAAUGACCCACAAGAAACAACACAAACAGAACACUAUCAACCUGCAAUCUACAAGAGCAAAUAUAUGGCUGGCAGCUGUUACCAAGCAGAAUGUGAACGCUGCAAUGGUAUUUGAGUUCCUGCUCAAGAUCAUAGAUGUGAUGCAGUCAUACUUCGGCAAGAUCUCUGAAGAGAACAUCAAGAACAACUUUGUUCUUAUCUAUGAGUUGCUUGACGGUAAGUAA
Molecule: messenger RNA, 318 nt
Organism: Arctia plantaginis
Lineage: Eukaryota; Metazoa; Arthropoda; Insecta; Lepidoptera; Erebidae
Source: the annotation of a GenBank genome assembly